Ectocarpus siliculosus is the source of this 5157-nucleotide messenger RNA. Lineage: Eukaryota; Phaeophyceae; Ectocarpales; Ectocarpaceae. The record is from the annotation of a GenBank genome assembly.
AUGACUCCCGCAACUACCACCACCAGCUCUAGCGCUGGCUUUAGCAAAAUCGGUAGCGUCGGCGGGUUGGCAAGGUCCGUGCUGUUCGAGUCGCAACCUGCAUCGCAGAGACAGCAGCAGGGCGGGGGUGCUGAUGAGGCGGUAACAACAGGUCACGUUUCGUCAAGGACCUCGGAGUCGGCCGUAGGGGCGGUGGAACCCGGCAGUGUUGACAGCAAGAUGGAGGAGACGCUGCAACAGCAACCGUGGGUGCCCGUGGGGGGCUCGUGGAAGGACGAGGAUAACGUGUGUGGGUACUGGAGGUUUAGUGAGGGAGCCGCGGUUGUCGGAGGACUGGAGGAUGGGAAGCAGGUGGAGAUGAAGGACCUGACCAAGUACGGGUCCGCGGCGGUUGCGAGGGGGCAGGGUCUGACGUUCCAGACGACAUCUUCGCCGGUGGACCCCGGUGACAAGGGGAAAGUCGCCGAGGCGGUGGACGUGUGCUUCCCUUCCUUCCCCGACGGGGAGGAGGAUUCGACGCCAUCUGCCGAGGAUCAAGGCCCGGUUCAGGCUCAAGACAGCAGUGACGUCACGAUUGCGGGAGGAUACCGGCGAGGGGUGUUCGUGAGAGCCGUCAGGGGCUCGAGCAUCGACGUCGGGCUUUUCCACGACGACCAGCGGCGCAGCGUGGCUACGGUGGAAGUCUGGGUUAACGCCGGGAAGAAGGCAACACCCACCGGCGAGGAGUACAAUGAAGCCGGGGAAGCUUGUAAUGUCGACAAAUCUCCGGCCGAAGACGAGACUGGAGAAAACAAAGAGGCGUCGCUAGCAGCAGCAGCGGAGGAGGAGCGACGGUUUCGCCAAGGGUUCCACGUGCUGGCGUGCCGUGUGUCGGCGUCGGGUGAACACGUGUGGUCGUUGGUGGUCGAGAACAACGGUCAGGUAGCCUUCAUCCCUGGGCCCGGAGGGCGGCGCGAUUUAGGACCCGGUUUCUCCAACACCGUCGGCGAGGGUGAAGACGGGCACAGCGGUGGAAGCGCCAAGAUUGGGGCUCUGAAGGAAGCUGUCUACACAGAACCGGGGGCUUUUUCGUGGGACAAGUGGACUCACGUUGCGGUGUCAAUGGACACGUCGAGGGACGAGAGCUCGGCAGAAGUCCGGCUGUUUUUGGACGGGCAUAGGGUGGGGUUCGGCACGUGCAGGUUCAACAAGGUACAGCGGUUCUCUCUGUCGGACACGUGGAUGGUGCUCGGCCCAGAUCUGGUGGGGUGGAAGUUGUCAGAGACAAGAGUGUGGGCCAUGCUCAGGGACGAAGAUGCUCUGCAGGCGAGGCUUAUCAUCCGCGCGGCAUCCAAGGCGAAGACUUCAGCCCCGACGUUAAGAAGGGGCCCCGGAGGAACAACUCCCGGGAAGCUUGCGCCUCCCCCCCGUCCCACUCCUGGGACCCCCGUGAGACGGAGGGUGAUGUCGGGGCUAGCUCCUCCCCCGCAGGGUGCCAUUGUGGACCUCGGGCAAGGGGGCAUGGCGCCCCUGCCCGGAUCGGGGACCAAAGAUCCCCGAAAAAGUCGUUCACGUGCAGGUUCGGGCUCCGGGAUUGUGAUCGCUCCACGGUUGAGGCCACCGGACUCACCUUUCAGUCGAGACCCACGAAAAGCUGCUCUGGCCGCUAGGCACACACCUAACAAACCAAAGCAAGAGCAACAACCGGACAUGGAUGCCCUCGCCGCUCCAGCCCCUCCCCUAAACUUCGCGGCGUUUCCUACAACGACGCACGGGGAUGGGUCCGCCGCCCCCUUGUACGCUGGGGAAACCCAGCAGUCCAAUCCGAACGUUGAAGCAGAAGGGGAAGCUGGAGGAGAUGUUAAGGAUAAGGCGUUGGGUUCUCCGGAGACGUCGGUCCCGGUUGUCGGCGAGGUCGCAGAAGGGGCACCGCAGUUGGGAACGUCAGGGUUUGCUUCGUUCCCGGUGGGAGGGACCCCGGCGGAGGUGGCCAUGCCAAUGGCAGGGUUUGCGUCUUUCCCCGACAUGGGGAGUAUUCCAGAAGUCAUUUCCACGCCGACGGUGUCACCUACCGCUGCGUCCUUCACGCACGCGUGGGCGAACUUCGAGGACAACAGAGGAAAUGAAGCAGGUGACACGAAGGAAGCUGAGUCGGACGUGCGAUAUCCCGGCUUGAAGCUUGGCGGUGCGCCCCUCGCGACGCCAACAAAGUCGGACGUUUCUUCGCUGGCGAACACACCCUCUUCGUCGUCGGUGACGGGGAGCACGGUUGCUAUGUUGGUAUCCAAAUUCGGAGGAGGGGGGACGGAGGUCACCGUCAUUCGGGAGGGUGAAGAUCUGCGAACACCCGAUGCCGACAGAUUGACUUCUCAUCUUGGAGCGUUGAGCCCAGUUUCUGCGACUGCUGAAGACGAUGUUGCCGAAGAGAGUGCGUCCGAUCAAGGAGCUAGCACUGCUGGCGGAACGGAGGAAUCCGUUGACGCGGCAGGGUCCAACCCAGUCACUGCGACUGGUGAAUAUGGUGUUGUUGAGGAAGGGUCGACUGACCAAGACGCGAGUACUGCUGGCGGGACGAAUAAUAAGGAAGCCGUUAACCCAGCAACGUUGAGCCCUGUGUCUGCGACUGGUGAAGAUGACGUUGCCGAGGAAGGUGCGACCGUUCAAGAAACGACCAGUGCUAGCGGGAUGGGCAACAAGGAAGCCGUUAACGCAGCAGCGUUGAGCACUGUCUCUGCGACUGGCGAAGACGGUGUUGCCGAGGAAGGUGCGACCGUUCAAGAAACGACGAGUCCUGCCGAAUCGGACAACAAGGAGGCCGUUAACACAGAGGCGAACCCAGUCCCUGCGACUAGUGAAGAUGAUGUUGCCGAGGAAGGUGCGACCGACCAAGAAGCGAGCACUGCUUGUUGGGCGGAUAACAACGAAACCGUUGACCCAGCCGCAGUGCCUCCUGCGGCUACAGACACACAUCUUCAUGGUCAAUCAUGCGCUGCGGAGGCGCACGGAGAUGUGGCCGUUCAAGCAGAGGCCACCACUGUCCCCCCGGGAAAUGAUGAUCCCACACCUGUAGACGAGGGUAGCCCCGUGAUAGCACUCGAGGACGCUGAUCAAACAGAGACCUCGAAGGUGCCAACCUCAGAGUCUACCGAGGCACCAAAGACAGUGUCUUAUUCUGACGGCAGCAUCAAACCCGUUACGGAAACGGGAGAUCCGGCCACUCCAGGAGACCCGGCCACUCCAGGAGAUCCGACCACUCAAGUUGAAGCAAACUUGAAAGAACCGGACGACGACGAGUCCAGGCAAGACGCAACAGGGAUGGGGCCCGUGAAUGUUUGCGACACCGAACAGGCCGACCCGGACAAGCACGAAGAGGAAGAGGAAGGUGGUGCACCUCCUGCACAGGAGGAAGACCAUGCUCAAGUGGUGCCGGGACCUUCCACGCAGGUCUCCCCCCCAUCCAAUCAAGAAGAGGAAGAGGAAGGUAUUGCACCUCCUGCACAGGAGGAAGACCAUGCUCAAGUGGUACCGGGACCUUCCACGCAGGUCUCCCCCCCAUCCAAGCAAGAAGAGGAAGAGGAAGGUGUUGCACCUCCUGCACAGGAGGAAGACCAUACUCAGGUGGUACCGGGACCUUCCACGCAGGUCUCCCCCCCAUCCAAGCAGCAACAGGAGGAAGAGGAAGGUGUUGCAUCUCCUACACAGGAGGAAGACCAUGCUCAGGUGGUGCCGGGACCUUCCACGCAGGCCUCCCCCCCACCCAAGCAGCAAGAGGAAGAGGAAGGUGUUGCACCUCCUGCACAGGAGGAAGACCAUGCUCAAGUGGUACCGGAACCUUCCACGCAGGCCUCCCCCCCAUCCAAGCAGCAAGAGGAAGAGGAAGGUGGUGCAUCUCCUGCACAGGAGGAAGACCAUCCUCAGGUGGUACCGGGACCUUCCACGCAGGUCUCCCCCCCAUCCAAUCAAGAAGAGGAAGAGGAAGGUGGUGUACGUCCUGCACAGGAUGGAGAAGAUACCCAGCAGGUGCCCCUUGCGGAAACUCCCACGCAGGUCUGCCCCCCAUCCGAGGAAGGGGGAGCGACGGGCGGCGGCGGCGAGGGUGACCUGGAAACGUCGGAAACGUCGUCGACGCCGCGUGGCGAUUCAAACGACAACGCGUUGCCCGCGAGCAACGCUGCUGAUACCACGAGUCCGGCAGAUACGGCGGCAUCUUCAGAUGUUGUUGAGCGGGAGCAAGCAACAAGCAGCGAGACCGCCAGUAGCACGCCGAUGUCGGUUUCUUCCGUAGCAAAGAAAAUCGCCCCGGCCGCGGAGAAGACCGCAGCGCUAACACAAGACCCUCGCAAGGUCGGCAGUGUCGAGCAAGCGCCGCCGCCUUCAACAGGUCCAGCUGAGCACGCCGGGGAAACAGACACCCUGAGCACGGGCCACGGUAGCGGUGUCACCAACGCCGAGCCAGAGUCAGGGUUGUCGACAGCGACAACCCCGGAAAACGAAGAGUCGCCGAGCAAGGGCGACGUCAAGGUGGGACCACCACAGUCUCCGACAGCAGCUCCGGAAAAGAUCGAGACUAGCACCCCUGAGUCUGAGGAGUCAAAGGGCACGAUAGCGCCGCCGGCAGCGGCUGCUACUAACGCGGGUGGGGGGGCUGGUGGAGGCGGUACUGAAAUCCGCUCUCUUAUCCUGGCGGGCUCCAAGGGUGUGUUUUCGACGGCGGAGCUAGCUGAGGGGCACGCCAGGUCACCGCUUCUUGGCUCCACGGGCACGGUUAUGAGCUUGGCGUCGUCGCAAAAGAAGGUGGCUACCGUGGCGAUUGUGGACUUGUGGAAUGGGGGGGCCACGACAAGAUAUCCCAUCGGUUGCGUGAGCGCGGUUCUCAGCCCACGAACAGAUGAGCAGGUCAUCGCUUUGCUUUCGGAGCGUGGGAUGCAGGUGUUCAGCGUGACCCACAGGGUUCGCAGGCGACACGUGGUGAUAAAGUCGUCCAGCGUGAGGCUGUGGAAGUGGGUCGACGACGAUGUGAUCGCGAUUGUCACCAAGGAGGAGGUGCUCCGGUGGGAUGUUCGAGGGACUGCCAUGCCGAAGAAGCUUUUCACGCGGAAUCGGCCAUACAGCCCAUCCCCCACCGACGGUGCCAGCAGAGCUUGCGACUACCAGUGCACGGCUGACGGCAGGUGCUAA